Molecule: messenger RNA, 2380 nt
Organism: Hevea brasiliensis (rubber tree)
Lineage: Eukaryota; Viridiplantae; Streptophyta; Magnoliopsida; Malpighiales; Euphorbiaceae
Exons: 9
Coding region: 180-1862 (560 amino acids)
Source: RefSeq, a predicted model, not a curated record
UCUCUUUUCCCUUUCACGUCCGCCCACAAUUUUAUUAUUAUUUAUUAGUCUCCUCCUCUCUUCUGCACUUCGGUCUUCACUCAGCAGCUUUCCCUCUAUUUUUCUUUAGCGUUUCCUUUCCUUUCAGCUCGGUAUGCUCUUCCUGAAUCACUUUGAGAGCGAAGUGCUGAUUUAAAUUGAUGGGUACAGAAUCAAAGGAUGCUUUAGUGGAUGAGAGUGCCAGCAUCUUCUUAUAUAGCCAUGCUGAGGUUGACCAAGAUUUAUCUUAUUUGACUACUUUUGAAGAUGAAGUUACAAGAUUGCAACAAUACUUACCUGAAUAUAAAAUGGACUGUUUUGAUGGUACCAUCGGUUUUGAAACAUUCAAUUCACUAAAGGGCUUCAGUAUUGAAAGUUUUUCAUGUGCUUUCGACUAUGAUCACAUAAACUUCGAUGGUGAUGCGCUGGAUUUGUAUCUUGCACAAGAAGGAGAGGAAACAAAGGUAGAAGGCAAUAGCAAUAGGCUGCAAGUCACUAACAAGAAGGUUCUUCUUGGAGAUUUUAGAACUGAUUCCGCAUGCAAGGAAACAUUGGGUGCUGAACCAGCUGAUGAAGCUCCCAAUUUGAGUUGCGGUUCAUGUGAAAAAACCAGUCUAGGAAAUGUGGCUUUGAAAAGCCACUCCCCACAUUUCCAAGAAAGAGAUUGUCAUGCCGAAAUAUCCAAUUUAUCUUCUUCAAGCGAAACAGUGCUUGAAUCUGCACGUGACAGGGAUUCCCUUUUGCUUGACAAGAUGACAGCUCAAGAUCUUUGUCAAGUCUUCAGCAGAAUAUUUGGAUGUGAAACAUCAGUUAAGGACAAGCAAUGGCUGAAACACCGUAUUGCAGUUGGUUUGCAGAACCGAGGUGAAUUAGUAGAUAGUCUGAACUUAUUGGAAUCUGGUGAAACUUCCAAGGCUGAUGAAGAAAAAGCUGUCGUUCUACUAAAUGCGGCAUUGUCUGGAAGUGCUUCUGACUUGACUGAUACAUUGGAAAACCAACUCAUUUCAAGAGAAAAACAUGUGAAAAGGAUGAGGCUUGCUAGUUGCAACUCUUUGAAAAGUGUGUCUUCUCCAGUGAGAGAGGUUGGGUUUUGUUCUGUGAACAAAAGCAAUACUGCGGAUGCACUUGUUACACAAAAGCAAACACACUGGCCUACUGGGAUAUGCACCAAAGGACUACAAGAGCAAAACUCAAGAUAUCACCACAGAAAAUGCAGGGCAUCCUACAAGAAUGCAAGAGACGAGUUCCUGAAUGUGAAAAUUCAAAAGCAGCAUUGUCAAAAGGGAAUAGGAACUGCACAAUUGAGUUGUCAGGAAGAAUCUCUGAAAGGAUCCUGUGUUCAGGUUCCAUUAGAUCUUCCAGUCCAAAUAGGGGAAUCAACAAAAGAUAAUCAUUUGGUUAAUGACUUUGACAAUUGCAAGGACAAUGAGGUAUCAGUUUCAGAUGAAGAUUUUGAUAGGGAAACCUCUUCAGCUGACUCACAAAUCUCAGAAGAUGAUUCUGUAACAAGGAGAAAAAGAGCUAGAAAACGGAAACAGCAUCACCGGAGGUGGACGCCUUCUGAGGUGAUGAAGUUAAUUGAGGGUGUUUCCAAGUGUGGAGUUGGAAAAUGGACUCACAUAAAGAAGUUACUGUUUUCUUCAUCUUCUCAUCGCACAUCUGUAAAUCUCAAGGACAAAUGGCGAAAUCUUUUAAAGGCUAGCAACAAUGAGAUGCAAAAAAAGAGAAAGGUAGAGCAAGGGGAAACACAAUUAUCACAUCAACUAUCAGAGUCUAUUUGGUGUCAGGUUAGAGAGCUGGCUGUCAUCUAUUCAUAUCCAAGGGAAAGCAAGUCCAAAGUAUAAUGUACUCCUGUGGCUUCAUCAAUCAAUUCCUCGCAACUAUUGCUAAUUCCUUCAGGCCUUUGACAAUUGCUGAUGGGGGUUAGUCAGCAAAGAAACCACUAGAUAUUUCGUAGACGUGGAAAGUGUGAGUUAUAGAAAGCUUUAGCUAGAUAAGUGAGAGUAAAAAGAACCAAAACAAGAGAAAGAAAGGUUACUUUAAGAAUGCCUUUCAUCUUGAAAUAGAAUCACUUUCUCCCUUCAAUUCAAACUCAUAGAUGAUACCCCACUAGGUUAAAAGAAAAACGUACAAAUGAUACAGGAUUUCUUCUUGUGAAAUUGUGGCAGUUGAAUAUGCUAUUUGUUUUGUAGCCCUUUGUUUUCUCCCCCUUAUGUCGGACAUUAAGUUAUGCAGCUGAGUAUCCUAUCUUUUGAGUGAACAGAAAUUUUCUUAGCAUGAUUAAUGUAUGUUAUGUUCUACCUUUUCUGUGUACUGCUGGAGGAUGGGAAUUUAAUGCUGGUCGUUUCAAGACCUUUGUGUG